AUGGCUAUCAGCUUCGGGAGUAUAAAAAGAACAUUUUGCAGUUUUCCUCAUUUAUAAAGCGUCAAUACUUGAGCUAUAUAGCAACGACUCGCAUCGAUCGUCAAAAUGAGGGCUGGACUUGCAUUUCUGAUCUUAUUCAUCACUGCAGUUGUUGCAGUUUCAAGCUGCCCUACAAUUAUUACUCGCGAUGGGUGGGGCGCCCGACCUGCGACAAGGCGAACUAAUCUCAGAAGGCCCGUGCCCUUUGUGUUGAUUCAUCACAGUGCUGGAAACAAUUGCGACAACCUUAGUAAAUGCACAUCAACUGUUCGCAACAUCCAAGCGUACCACAUGGACUCCAGAAGGUGGUCAGAUAUUGGUUACAAUUUCCUGAUAGGAGGUGAUGGGAGUGUGUUUGAAGGACGUGGCUGGACCAGACAGGGUAGCCACGAGCCCAAGUAUAACGCUAAUGGCUUGGGAAUUUGUUUCCUAGGAAAUUUUCAAGGUGAAGCUCCAACAGCUGCAGCAAUCGAGUCUGCGAAGCGGCUUAUAGAUUGCGGUGUAUCAACGAAUAUGAUUUCAAACAAUUACAAAUUGAUUGGACAUCGACAGGCAAAAUCAACUGAAUGUCCAGGGAACAAUUUGUAUAAUCUGAUUAAAAAAUGGAAAAAUUGGACUCCAAACCCUUAAAAUCUAAGCUGUAGCAUAAAUACUGAAUCGAUUUUUAUAUAGAUACAAAAA
Messenger RNA from Cloeon dipterum, 720 nucleotides. RefSeq names its product peptidoglycan-recognition protein SC2-like. The coding region runs from base 106 to 669 and encodes 187 amino acids. The record is from RefSeq and is a predicted model, not a curated record. Gene Ontology annotation, molecular function: zinc ion binding; N-acetylmuramoyl-L-alanine amidase activity; peptidoglycan binding. Gene Ontology annotation, biological process: innate immune response; peptidoglycan catabolic process. NCBI's taxonomy places the organism in Eukaryota, Metazoa, Arthropoda, Insecta, Ephemeroptera, Baetidae. The transcript is spliced from 3 exons.